Messenger RNA from Pollicipes pollicipes, 2504 nucleotides. RefSeq names its product fatty acid hydroxylase domain-containing protein 2. The record is from RefSeq and is a predicted model, not a curated record. The coding region runs from base 475 to 1482 and encodes 335 amino acids. Lineage: Eukaryota; Metazoa; Arthropoda; Thecostraca; Pollicipedomorpha; Pollicipedidae. Gene Ontology annotation, molecular function: oxidoreductase activity; iron ion binding. The transcript is spliced from 8 exons. Gene Ontology annotation, biological process: lipid biosynthetic process.
UAAGAAGUAAACUUCUAACUACACAUGGGGGCGGCAGGGGGCUGGGUCAGCUCCCGCGGACCUCUCUCCGGAUUCCCUUGAUCGAAUUGCAGGCCAUACGGCGUUCAAGACCAAGAGGAAUAGCAUCGUUGAUCUGCUCAACAAGCUUGGCUCACCAAUCCUGAGCAAGUUGUGCAGGAUUAAACCACGAGGCACCCUUUCUGCUACAUAAGAAAAGAAGUUGGUCAUGAUUGCUAGUUAUUACGCAAAGAAGACAGAAGAAUCGAGCAUCUUAAAAAUAGCGCCAUAAUGGGAUAUGUAAAUGCAAGUAAAGCUCUUAAACUCACGGAUAAAUCCGCAAGGGCACCAAAGGGAGAGCCGAAACACGAGCACAUGACUAUAUUUGGUCCAGCGAGCACUUCCAGCACCACCACUGCCUUCUCCCCGCCAGCUGAACUACUACACGUUGAAUUGUGCUGACUGGUCCGGGGCACGAUGCAGGAGAUGCGGGGGCCGCGCCCUGAGGCGCGUGAGGGUGCCCUCAGGUCGCUACUCAGCUCUAUCCAGAGCUCUGUGUUCGUGAUCGGCUCGGCGCUAGUGGUCCUGGCUGCCUUCAGGAACACAAUCACAUGGCACUUGCAGCAGUUUUGGGGAACCUCUGGAAACUUGUGGCAGUCGAUCUGGGAUGAAGUGUACGACUUCUUUGAAGGGGACCAGUACAAGCUAGUCAUUUAUGGGACGCCGAUCUUCAGUCUGACGGUGUUCUGGACGGCCGGUAUCGUCUACAUCGCGAUGGACGUGCUGCUGAAGCCUGAGCAGCUGCGUCGCUACAAAAUGCAGCCGGGCACCAACGAGCCGGUCGACACGCGCCGCCUGCUGCAGGCCGUCUUCUGGGUCCUGUUCAACCAGACGAUAGUCGGUGUGCCGGUGAUGAUCGCGUUCUUCCGGAUUCUGGAGCUCCGCGGCUUCGACUCGGGCCGCGAGCUGCCCACCUUCCAUUGGGUGCUGUUCGAGCUGGCCGUCUGCAUUCUGGUGGAGGAGGUGGGCUUCUACUACACCCACAGACUGCUGCACCAUAAGCUGGUCUACAAGCACAUUCACAAGUGGCAUCACGAGUGGACGUCUCCCAUCUCGAUCACGGCGCUGUACGCCCAUCCGGUGGAACACGUGCUCUCCAACUACUUGCCGAUCUUCCUGGGCGUGCUGGUCAUGGGCAGCCACGUGGCUACCUCUUGGCUCUGGUUCGGCAUGGCCAUCCUCUCCACCAUCAACGCCCACUCGGGCUACCAUCUGCCGUUCUUCCCCAGCCCGGAGGCACACGACUUUCACCACCUGAAGUUUAACCAGUGUUUCGGCGUGCUGGGCGUGCUGGACCGCCUGCACGGCACGGACGACAAGUUCCGCCAGCAGCCGAACUACCAGCGGCACGUGAUGCAGCUGAGCCUGGUGCCGCUGCGACAGAUGUACCCGGAGCCCGAGAAGAAGGGCGCCAAGGAGCAUUGAGCGGCUGGGAAGCGGAUGCCGAGGACAAGCUGCCCUCGGCGCCCUGAAGGCCAACAGAGUCGGCUUUCCUGUGCUGGCCGGUAGCUGCGAUGCCUGUGAUUAGGCCUCUAACAGAAGCUUGCUGUUUUCCCGUCAAUGGAAUGUCGGAAAUCCCUGAUAGGCAUAGUAAUAUGGUACAUAUUGAUUCUGUCGCGCCAGGUUUGUAGCUAAAGCUAGCCGACUUCCCCGGGGUCAUAUAUGAGGAACAUUAGGCCACUCGUAAGGAAAGGCCGCCCCAUAUAGGCGGCCUUUCUUCAGCAUCUCACAAACCUUAUAGGUUUGUGAGAUGCUGUAAAUCUAAGUUUUUAAAGACAUUGGGGUCUGUGCUGCAAGACAAUUAUUGUAUGUGUUACCAACACCAGCCCGGUCAUCCUGCGCUUUUGUUGGAAGAUGCGCUGAAUCUUUCACAUAAAAUGUACCGGCAAGUUCUAUAUUUUAUUUAGCCCUUAUACUUGCAUUGGUAGCGCACUACGUACCCGUGACACGGCUUUAUGCAGGUCAUCAAGGUGCAAAAAUCACAUCCUGGUCGGUGAUUCGUUGAUGUCGAGUUGUCUAUGGGGGGAAAGCGUUAGACAACAGUGUGAUUUUGCAUCAGGCAUUGCGACGUGAUGAUGAGACAUACGUGUCGCACAAAUCCAAUGUUGCUCGUGUCUGGAGCCGGUCUGUUUCUGGGGUUGACGUUGACACCACACGCCACCCUCUGAGGGUAGCGAUAUGACUGUCACGUUAGCUUCAUCUGCGCAGUCGACGGUCAGUUGGUCACCACCGGCGUGACGUGAGACACACGACUUGGGCAGAAAAUCACCGGCGCCGGCCUGGUGGGCCCGCUACGGUGUUGACGCGUUAGGACCGGACGCCAGAUAAAGCCUCAUAUCAAGUCCUGCGCAGAACAUUGGUGGCGGUGCGCAGGCCUGUCUUAGUUUCACCGUUCAGUGUGCUUUUCUUCGCUGUGUUUGAUUACCGCUUUAAUACAUUAGUCAUAC